AUGGCCUCGACAUCAGAAGUUGCCGAUGAUGCGGCUGCAGCUCCAGUCAUUCAAUUCAAGAAGAAGUCGCGAGCUCGACCAAAGGGAAACAUCAUAAAGAGGCCAGCCACUCCCGAAAAGAACGAUUCUUCCGACGACGAUUCCUCCUCAGACGAUAACGGGCUCCAGGAUGCGAGGCACAAGGUCAAGCGCAGGAAGAAAGGAACCGAAGUCCACUCCUCGACAACUGCCGAUAAAUCCUUAGCGGCGAUUCUCCCAACUGUCCACCAAGCCGACCGCAGUGUCGCGAUCAAAGACAGCAACGAUGCAACUAAACAACGAAACUGGCACGAAGAAAACAAGCCAGGCGCCAAGAUCGGCCCAACCAAGUCGGCCAGCAACGUCCGGAUGACCACAUUCACCGAGUAUACGCUGGGCAUCUGCAAAGACUACAAGAAGACUGGGCAUUGCGGUUUCGGCGACGCUUGUAUUUUUGUUCACGAUCGAGGCGACUGGACCGGUGGGUGGAAGCUGGAUCAAGACUGGGACAAGGCCGUCAAGGAGAACAAAGUGCCCAAGAGCACGGUGGUAGCCAGCGCCGACCGGACGCGAAAAUUCGACUCUAAGAACGAUGACGACGCGUCGAUCCUGGAAAACAUCCCCUUUGCCUGCAUCAUCUGCGAAAAGUCGUACCGCGAUCCGAUUGUAACGCGGUGCGGCCACUACUUCUGCGAGUCAUGCGCUCUGGCUCGGUAUAGAAAGGACCCAAGCUGCGCCUCCUGCGGUGCGGCAACGAAUGGGGUCUUCAACACGGCAUCGAGAUUACGGAAACUGCUGCAACGGAAGAAGGAAUGGGAGGCGAAGAAGGCUGAGGCUGAGGCUGAAGGGGGAGACGCCUGA
Messenger RNA from Clonostachys solani, 879 nucleotides. The record is from the annotation of a GenBank genome assembly. Lineage: Eukaryota; Fungi; Ascomycota; Sordariomycetes; Hypocreales; Bionectriaceae.